Messenger RNA from Bolinopsis microptera, 2268 nucleotides. Its product is annotated as leucine-rich repeat-containing protein 56-like. Bases 57 to 1733 code for a protein of 558 amino acids. Gene Ontology annotation, molecular function: protein binding. Lineage: Eukaryota; Metazoa; Ctenophora; Tentaculata; Lobata; Bolinopsidae. The transcript is spliced from 14 exons. The record is from RefSeq and is a predicted model, not a curated record.
CAACACUACAAAUCUAUUACAUUUAUUGAGGUCUUCGACAUAGGGAAUGGUUUGAGAUGGCGUCACUGCAGCAUAUGCCACAAUGUUCAUCUCAUAGCAAUGGCAUUAGGAGUGUGAUGCACAGUGACCCUGUUAGACCUGGAACACCCUCCUUCCGCAUAGUCUCAACACCUGCCGUCAAUCCAUCCCCCACUUUCUCUGAUGCCUUUGAAGAAGAGGAGGUGUUGUUCGAGGAUGUACUCUCACCUAAAAAACUGGGUGUCACGGGUGAAUACAUUCCAGUCAUACCAUCGGGCCAGGACCUUCAGGACGAGCUGGACGGUUAUUUGUGUGGCGAAAUUCCUCUUUUUCAUAUGAGGCAGCUGUCAGGAUACUCGGAUUUGAGUCACGUGAUAUCUCUGGAUCUUAUUGUGGAUACCUCUGAAAGCAGUCUUGGGUCCCUUGGCAACUACCUGCCCAACAUUAGGGAACUUAGGUUGUCAGGAAGUAGGAUUUCCUCAGUAAGAGAUCUAGGGACGACACUACGUUCCCUACAAGUAUUGUGGAUGAGUAGAUGUGGUCUCCAGGACUUGGAUGGUAUAGGUUCUAUUGGAACACUCAGGGAGCUGUAUCUAUCCUACAAUGAGAUCAGUGACGUGAGCCCUCUCAGUAUGGUCGAUACUUUGGAGCUUGUUGAUAUUGAAAGCAACAACGUUGACUCCUUAGACCAGAUAGAAUUCCUCUGCAUGUGUCCCAACCUAUCAACCCUGAACAUAGAGGGUAACCCAGUUACCUCGCUCAUGAGUCCUGUUGAGCUGAGGAAGAAGAUAUGUGUGUUGUUACCCGAGCUGAGAUAUCUAGAUGACCAGCUACUGAAGGGGCAGUUAUCCGGCGGAUCACUUACUACUUCUUCACAUCCGCUCCUGGGAAAUACGGGGAAUUUACAGUCUGAGAUAUCGGUGGUUAAUACUUCUUUAAAAGACACCAUGUCAGAGGCUCAGAGACGUCCUAAAUCUGCUAAAUUAGAAAGAGAAGAUACCUCUUCAUCCAUUCCCUCUCCUACUCCCUCUCCAGGUAUACCCCCGGAUCACAGUUCAGGACUGACACAAGGAGCUGUGAUAUGUGGUCCUCCAAGUAAACUCCGAACUAAACUCACUAAAAACGUUAAAGAGAAUAUCUACUCUGACAUUCUGGAAAAAAGUGCACCUCCGACACCGGUGGGAGCGUGGAGUGAAGAUCCUGAUGAAAUGUUACAAGAGUGGAAAACCAGCAGAGACUGGUUAUCUAGAGAGCUUACUAUUGACAGUGUUAACGAAGAGAAUACUAAAUCUGAGAAAAGGGCAAACUACGAAGCAGCACUGCGUGAAACAAGUCGUCCCAGCUCUUCCCGGAAACUCUCUCGUCCCACCAGCGCAGCGCGCAAAUCACCAACAAACCCAUCUCCGGUACCAAAAUCCGGCAAAUCAAGGACUCCUACAUUUUACGAUGAGAGUGUUGAUGUUGAGGAACGUGCGGAUAAAAGAGUUGCACGUGACAAUCAUGUGCCCAAAAAAUCUGCACGUGAGCAGCGCGUUGGGAGUGGAUCACGGGAACAGCGUAGUGGUUCACAGGAUCGUCGUAGUGGUUCACAGGAUCGGCGUAGCGGUUCUCUUGAUCGACGUAGCAUUGAUCGCUCCAAAGGUAAGGAGAGACUAUCGAAAAAUGAACUCUGUGUCAAGCAGUUCAGAACUACCAAGACGAAGAAAAUCAGUUGAAAGAACGAAAGGCAGCGUUAGUCUGGACCCAGAGUUACUAAGUAAUCCACGCAGCCCCACAGAGUUACUAAGUAAUCCACGCAGUCCGACAGAGUUACUAAGUAACCCACGCAGCCCUCUAAAUGCCAUUUACAGACCUACAUCUGGGGACUCUUCUCGUCCAGAGAUGAGAGCAUUGCCGACCCCUCCCGCUGCUGGCAAAGUUAUGUCGUCGAGGUUCAGACGACUAAAAGUGUCCAUCGAGGACCAAGUUACCCAGCAGUCCACAGUUGAUGUACUGUAUAGUGAUAGAAUGCCUAGACCUGGCCUUAAUCGUCAUAGUAUGGCUCUUCCAAAAGCACCCGCUGGCAAGUAACUCCUUAUUGGUAUUUUUCAAACUAUUACUUGGCUGGGUCGUGUGAUGGUGAAAGUUUCGUUAUUGAAUCGAGUGCUAUUUAGGGCCCACCCCCGAUUUUUACUUUGAAGUGUAUAUAAUUUGAUAAUUGUAAAAUUUGUUUUGCGUAUAAUAUAAUAACGAUAGUUGUUUGUUAUGAAA